Messenger RNA from Knipowitschia caucasica, 762 nucleotides. Lineage: Eukaryota; Metazoa; Chordata; Actinopteri; Gobiiformes; Gobiidae. The record is from the annotation of a GenBank genome assembly.
AUGCAAAGUUAUUCAACAGUUUCGCAUCCAAACUCUCCUCUCAUCCUCCUCCCCCUGGCUGCAUCAGGCUCCAUGAUGGCCGCUGUCCGCUCCACACAGACGCGUCUGGGGCAUGGACUUGAGCGACCCGCAACCCCGUCACGAGUGGUGAUGGCCUAUGAACCUCGGGCCCCUGUGCUGUGGCCCCUGCUGGUCCCUCUCCUGUGCCUGGCCCCUGGUCCCGCUCUGUGUGUUGCCAGCCCCCGGGGAAAGGGUCCUCGACGCAGCUGUCUGCCUCUGCCUGAGGAGCUGCUGCAGCAGAUGUACGGCCGCCUCACUGUGGGGGUUCUGAGUGCUUACAACCACGCUCUGGAGCUGGAGAGUCCUGCCCAAGAGCAGAACCUCAGCUGCCCCUCCAGCGCUGCAUGGGCCUCAGGGGCCUCAGAGGCCCAGCUCCCUUUGAACCUGCUCAGCAUCUCUCCCUGGGCUUACAGGAUGUCACAUGACCCUGGCCGGUUCCCGCGCUCGCUCCCGGAGGCGUACUGUCUGUGCGGUGGCUGUCUGAUCGGAGCGUACGGCCAGGAGAGCGCAGACUUCCGCAGUGUCCCGGUGUUGGCCCCUGCUGUGGUGCUGAGGAGGACCGGCCACUGUUUGGGGGGCCGCUACACUUACGCAGAGCACUACAUCUCUGUGGCCGUGGGCUGCACCUGUGUCCCCAGCAUGGAGCCAGAGGAGGGGCCCGAGCCGGGGCCCGGAGAGCCGCACGGGAAUGCCAUUGACUAA